AUGAAUAUAUAUAAUUGUGCCGAAAAUUACGGAAUUAAUGGAGAUAAUUGUGAAUAUUUCUUCACCCAAAGAACGCGGAAAUAUCCGAAUGGCUCCCGCCCUAGUCGUAGUGCGGCAGGUGGAUUUUGGAAGGCCAGUGGUGCUGAUAAAGAAGUCGAAGGGGGUAAUCCCAAACAUAUCUUUGGCUACAAGAGAUCUCUUGUCUUCUAUAAUGGGAAACCAGACAGUUCGAAAAAAACCAAUUGGCUCAUGCAAGAAUUUCGAACAGCAGAAGAUCGAAAUGCUCCAAAUAAAGAAAAUGAAAGAAUGAAGUUAGAUGAUGAAUGGGUACUAUGUAAAAUUUACAAGAUAACUCGUAAAAGACAACGAGAAAAAGAUGAAGAGAAAGACGGGGAAAGAGAAGAGGACAUAAGCAUUCCUUUACUAGAAAAUGGUAAAGGGAAAGACGGGCAAAGAGAAGAGGACAUAAGCAUUCCUUUACAAGAAGAGAAAGGGAAAGCAAAAGACGGGGAAGGAGAAUUAGAAGAAGGCAUAGGCAUAAACAAAGAUAUGAGCAGAUUCAUGGAUGGUGAGCAUGAUAAAGAGUUAGAGCAAUACAUUUUCGACGAAUGUCUUCCUUUGGAUGUCCGAAAGCCAUAUCAGAGUUCCUAUGACUUAACAUAUUUAAAUUGGAACCUUACCAUUCCUUCUGAUAUUAGCUCCAUCAACAAUCCACCAACUAAUCUUAAUGAUGUGUGGAACAGUUGUGGUUACCUCUUUGAUGAUCCCCUUAGUUACAACAGUACACAGCAGGCUAAUGGAAGUUCAAGUAACAUUAAUGAGUUACAUUUGUCAUCUGACAUUGUAACUAACAGUAAUGUGAACCAAAAUUCUGCUCCUAUGUGUACAUCACCCAAUGCUGAUACGCUUGGAAUAUCACCAGAGCCAUUAAUGUUACCAAUGUUGCCCAUGUCAAGUCAAUCUUGUGUUCAGAAGGAACAUAGAACCAGUGAUGAUCAACAUCAGGAAGUGAAGAAGAAGAAGAAGUCUCCUUGCUCUUCUAAUUAA
Messenger RNA from Telopea speciosissima, 1047 nucleotides. Its product is annotated as NAC transcription factor 25-like. Lineage: Eukaryota; Viridiplantae; Streptophyta; Magnoliopsida; Proteales; Proteaceae. Gene Ontology annotation, biological process: regulation of DNA-templated transcription. Gene Ontology annotation, molecular function: DNA binding. The transcript is spliced from 2 exons. Bases 1 to 1047 code for a protein of 348 amino acids. The record is from RefSeq and is a predicted model, not a curated record.